Trypanosoma grayi is the source of this 633-nucleotide messenger RNA. Its product is annotated as putative DNA polymerase kappa, putative,DNA polymerase IV. Gene Ontology annotation, biological process: DNA repair. The record is from RefSeq and is a predicted model, not a curated record. The coding region runs from base 1 to 633 and encodes 210 amino acids. The transcript has a single exon. Gene Ontology annotation, molecular function: damaged DNA binding. NCBI's taxonomy places the organism in Eukaryota, Euglenozoa, Kinetoplastea, Trypanosomatida, Trypanosomatidae.
AUGUCGAACCUGGAGGCAGCGCAGAGUGGGCUGUUGGAAGAGGGAAUGGUGUGUCGCCAGGUUGUGCUCAAAAUAAAGCGCACUAGCUUUCAGGUACAGCAGUUCACGAAGAAUUUACCGCAGUACACUGAUGAUUUCGGCGUUCUCCGGCGUGCCGUGGAGGAGUUGCUGCUUCCGAUUGUAGACCAGUACGCCCUCUUGCGCCUGUUGGGCGUGCGGCUGACUGGCAUCAUCAUGAAGGAGGAGUACACAAACCGCGAGAAGCAGCACCGCAGCGGCAUGCAGCGGUCCCUCUCGCAGUACUGCAGUGAUGACGUCAGUGGGCCGCAGGCCACCACCUGUGGGGUGAAGCGCGAGAGAGAAGAAGACGGAAUGAGGGCCAGCAGCGGUAUUGAGGUGGUUGUUGUGUCCCAGGAAAAAGACGACGAAGGGGACAAUGACAGUGACGAUGAUGAUGUUGUGGUAUGCUUGACUCCACCAAAAACAGUGAGGCAGUCNGAAAAAGACGACGAAGGGGACAAUGACAGUGACGAUGAUGAUGUUGUGGUAUGCUUGACUCCACCAAAAACAGUGAGGCAGUCUAGUAAAGACAAUAGUGGUAAAAAUGGUGUCGAUGUUAUCAUAAUUGAUUGA